AUGAAAUCAACGGCUCAGAGAAUGCGUUUUCCGAGCUCAAAAUUAGCUGCAUUAAUAGCGGAGAUGAUGGAGAAAACACGAGUGCAGUUCCAUGUGAGGGUAUUACGACUGAAAUUAUGGGAGAAAAUGUUCGUCUGCGGCUCGGACAUUUCACUUGGUGAAUGGGAUCCAUUAAAAGCAUUCCCGCUCACUAAAUCCCUCACCGACAGUGAUGUCUGGACGGGUUGUGCAGAAAUUAGCGACUCAACAAACGAAUUGAAAUUUCGUUACAUGAUUGGUUACUACCUCGAUCCCUGUACCGAAAACAGUAAACAACUGCUUAUUGUUCACAGCUGCGUCUCGCCUCUUCAGCCUACUAGCCUUCAAGGUAAUCUAAAGUCAAAUGGCAUAAUCGACAAGCAGGAAGGGUGA
Molecule: messenger RNA, 411 nt
Organism: Cooperia oncophora
Lineage: Eukaryota; Metazoa; Nematoda; Chromadorea; Rhabditida; Trichostrongylidae
Source: the annotation of a GenBank genome assembly